This is a messenger RNA of Gaeumannomyces tritici R3-111a-1, 1302 nucleotides long. RefSeq lists its product as hypothetical. NCBI's taxonomy places the organism in Eukaryota, Fungi, Ascomycota, Sordariomycetes, Magnaporthales, Magnaporthaceae. The coding region runs from base 1 to 495 and encodes 164 amino acids. The record is from RefSeq and is a predicted model, not a curated record. The transcript has a single exon.
AUGCUUUGGGAGCGGAGGGCGCCGUCGUCGAGGCCUUCAAAAACCAAGUCGACGAGGUCCACAUGGAUCUCCUGGACCAAGUGUGCCUGGUCCCGCUCAACCUUACCGGUCCGGGCCCUUACCGGCAUCAUCGACAAACUCGUCGAGGCCCGCCGUCAGCAUAUAAUUCGAAACCUGAUGACGAGAGAAUCAAAGAGCCUCCUUGUCUAUUUUAUCGACAACUUCCGGUGGAGCGCGUAUGACAAGUGGGAGAUGCAUCCAAGGCGGUUGGACGGCCGCCAACAACGACCGGGUGGUUGGCCGUUUAACCAGGCACGGCCAGAGGCGGUCCGCCAGUUGGGUUGCCCGUGGAGGGCGCAGGGCAAUCCCCUCAUAAUAAUACCUGUGGGAAGUAGGGCCGGCCUAGAGGGCCGCAUAAGGAGGAGAGGAAAAGGCUUGAUUGUGGGUGGCGCUCGUGCCUGGAUCUGCACUAAAGUCAGCGUUGUCGAACGUUGAGUGAAGGCAUCCACACUCGCUCCAUUGCUUCGCUUCCGCAGCACCAUCAACUCGCUUCGGCAACAACAUGGCCAGUUUCAGAAACGCAAACUUAUCGGUCCUGAAACACGGAAUUGUUCUGGAAAGAAACAAAACAUCCAGCCGUUCGGCCGCCGCAUUGUCGAUCCAAAAAAGACGACGCAAAAACGAUGCACGACAUACUUGCAUGCCCGGAACCCGUCCCCGGGCUGCACGCCAAGCGGCAAGGACGCGCCCUUUCCAUUUUAGCCGGCUUGGGAGGCUAGAAUGAAGAGGAGAGACCAUGGCUGGCAACUUUCCGCGCAGUUGCGCGGCGUCGUAGAAAGAUCACCAUCGCAUCUGCGCGGCGGCGCCAUGUCCGGGGUGGUGGUGGUGGUGGUGGUGGGCUGCCACACACACACACGCACACACACACAACUCACAAAACUCGCGCACAUGCGCGCCCACGCACACGCGCGCGCAACACCGCAACACGCGGGGAGCCCGGCCAAGCCGCACGCAACACACCGCGCACCUGCGCGGGCUGCGCCGUGGCGAUGAUGCGCGGCGACGCAGCUGCGACGGUGUAACGUCAAGGCGUUUGCUCCGCUGAAGCAAGUGCAUCACACUACAGUGAGCCUCUUCAAACCUUGGGUUUUGACAUGCAUCCCACAAUUGCAUUUUGCGGCAAUGCGUAUUUUCAAAUUCCGAUGCCGUUCCUUCCCCUUGAGGCUCUCCCAUAUCGUCCGCUUAUUGAUUUUCUCCUUCUUCUCCCUUUUGUCUUAGCGCGCGCGCCAUCAAGCCACCCAC